Populus euphratica (Euphrates poplar) is the source of this 1093-nucleotide messenger RNA. Its product is annotated as transcription repressor OFP14-like. Bases 31 to 912 code for a protein of 293 amino acids. Gene Ontology annotation, biological process: negative regulation of DNA-templated transcription. The record is from RefSeq and is a predicted model, not a curated record. Lineage: Eukaryota; Viridiplantae; Streptophyta; Magnoliopsida; Malpighiales; Salicaceae. The transcript has a single exon.
UACUUUUUCUUGCCAGAUACCAAAAAAAAAAUGCCAAAGAAACUCCAAAAGUCUCUCCAAGACUACAUCUAUAAGAUCAAAAACCCUACCCAAAAUAUCCAAUUAUCUUCUAAUUCUUUCUCAAAUUCAAAGAACUGGAUAUUAAGAGGCUGCAAACACCCUAGAACACUAUCCUUUGCCAUAGCUGGUAACCAGAAUAAGAGUCAUGAUGAAGGAGACGAGGAGAAGGGUGGCGCGGCAACACUCUCUGAUGUGGAUCGCUUCCUUUUCGAGAAUUUUAGGUCACUUUAUAUCAAUGAUGACGAUGGGAAUAUUUUUCAAAAGGAAAGUGAUCGUAGAUCUAGAGGAGGUGACCAAGCUCCGAGCAUGAACAAGAUUUUAAUUGAUUCACCUAGGUAUAUUGAUCCACCACUGGAUCUGUGUGGCUCCCAUCGAUUCUUUGUGGAGCGGGGCUCAUCAUCCGGUUCACUUGUGGAAGAGGCACGGUCCAGCUUAACUGCCACCUCCGAGAACAUGGGUUCAAGUUCAAGUUCAACCUCAGUCUCAACCACCACCCUCAAUGACGACUCUGCCACAAUUGCUUCAAAUGAUCCAAAGCAGGUUAGGCUACCAGAUGACUGCAUCGCAGUGCUAACCUACUCUCCGAGUCCCUACGAUGAUUUUCGGCGGUCCAUGCAAGAAAUGGUGGAAGAAAAAUUGCAGAAUAACGGUAAGGUUGAUUGGGACUUCAUGGAAGAGCUUUUGCUAUGUUACUUGAACUUGAAUGAGAAAACGUCCCACAAGUUCAUACUCAGUGCUUUCGUGGACCUCAUUGUUGGUUUGCGCAAGAAUCCGGACAAGGUUCCUGUCAGAUCACGCCAUUCUCGAAUUGCAAGAUCAGGGGGGAGGAGGAAAUUGGAAAAUGUAACGUAAGAUUUUGGUUAUUUCUGUCGGUUUAAGAAGGAAUUAUAUAUUGAAGGAGUGGUUAGAGAAAUUGAGUCCUUAAUCAGACUGUUCGUGGCCUUACCCACCUUAAUUAGACCUCACAUGCAAUAUAUAUUCUAUAGCCAUAUAUACUUUAUUUAUGAAUGGAUAUAUGACCUCUUACAACUUU